UGUGCUCUCUCUCAUUGUCAGACCUCAAACACAGCUCUCUCAAAACUCCACUCAUGGACUCAUUCAUGGUCAGAGCUGCGAAUAGCACUGGUCCUGGUGAGACUGGUCGAUCUAGACUUGUAUUUUCCCCAAACGGCACCAGAUGAACUGAUUGGAAUGAAUGCAUAACACAGAACAACAGACCAUUGACGCGAGGCUGUCUUUCUAAGCGUAAUGGAUAAGCCCUACGGUACAGAUGUGAAGUUCAGGCUGAACACAAGCGAAGAUCACCCUGCGCCAAGCACCCACCCCAGAGGACAGUGGUCCAGCAAACUGGAAUUCCUCUUGGCUGUUGCAGGACAAAUCAUCGGCUUAGGAAAUGUGUGGCGGUUUCCUUACCUUUGCUACAAAAAUGGAGGAGGGGUGUUCUUCAUCCCUUAUUUACUCUUCCUAAUCACCUGCGGCAUUCCCUUGUUUCUGCUGGAGACGUCUCUUGGCCAGUACACUAAACAAGGAAGUAUUACCUGCUGGCAGAAAAUUUGCCCCCUAUUUGAAGGAAUGGGUUAUGGCAGUCAAGUGGUUGUUUUAUACUCCAGCAUCUAUUAUAUUAUCAUAUUGGCUUGGGCAUUCCUGUAUCUCUUCUCUUCUUUCACCUCUGAACUUCCCUGGGCGAGCUGCAGAAACAGCUGGAACACAGAUGCUUGUGUGGAGUUUGAUCGAAGGCCUGAUCUUUUCAACAUGACUGUACCUGAAAAUGCAACAUCACCAGUGAGAGAGUUUUGGGAGAGAAGAGUUUUGAAUAUCACAGCAAGUAUCCAUGAGUUAGGCAGCAUACAAUGGGAGUUGGCGCUGUGUCUUCUGCUGUCCUGGAUCAUCUGUUACUUUUGUGUCUGGAGGGGAGUAAAGUCUACCGGAAAGGUGGUCUAUUUUACUGCGACAUUUCCAUAUGUGAUGUUGGCAGUGUUGCUUGUACGUGGAGUCACGUUGCCUGGGGCCUUAGAUGGGAUCAAGUUUUACCUCUACCCAGACCCAUCCCGCCUCGCUGAUCCCCAGGUGUGGAUGGAUGCUGGAACACAAAUAUUUUUUUCUUACGCUAUUUGCAUUGGGUGUCUAACUGCACUUGGGAGCUAUAAUAAGUAUGACAAUAACUGCUACAAGGAUUGUCUGUAUUUGUGCCUUCUGAACAGUGGAACCAGUUUUGUUGCUGGCUUUGCCAUUUUCUCUGCACUUGGAUUCAUGGCAUACGAGCAGAACACAGACAUAUCAAAAGUGGCAGAAGCAGGUCCUGGCUUGGCAUUUAUUGCUUAUCCUCGAGCAGUUGCCAUGAUGCCUGUUCCUCAGCUCUGGGCGAUAUUCUUUUUCAUUAUGAUCAUCCUACUGGGACUGGACAGUCAGUUUGUGGGUCUGGAAGCUCUUGUGACAGCAAUUUCUGACAUGAACCCGACCUUCUUCCACACUGGCCAUCGACGUAAACUUUUGCUGCUUGCUAUCAGUGUUGUCUGUUUUUUCAUUGGUCUAGUGAUGGUUACACAGGGUGGACUGUACAUCUUCCAGGUGUUUGACUACUACGCCUGUAGUGGGAUGACUUUACUUCUCUUUGCUGCACUACAGUCUCUCUGUAUUGGAUGGGUAUAUGGUGCAGACCGGUUUUAUGGAAACAUAGAGGACAUGAUUGGAUACAAGCCUUUACCCCUCAUUAAGUACUGUUUGAAAUAUGUCACUCCAGUAAUCUGCGUGGGAACAUUUAUUUUCUCCUUGGUCAAAUACACGCCCCUGAAAUUCAACAACUCAAUUAUGUAUCCAUGGUGGGGUUAUGCUCUUGGCUGGUGGUUCACACUCUCCUCAACACUCAUGGUUCCCAUCUGGAUGGUGUACAACCUGGUCGUCACUCCGGGCACACUGCGGCAGAGAAUCUCAGUCUUGUGCACUCCAGCUGAAGACCUGCCUUUGACCAAAUCAGAGAAGAAAGCUCUUGAACUGCUCGACAUGCAUUCAUCUCUUGACAAGAUGGUGUCUUUGUGAGAACAGACCAACUGGAGCAGAUUCAGAUAUCCUGGACACUGAUGUGUAAAGCUAACCAUCAGUCCAGUGGGCCUGAACCAAGUUCUUCUAAAGAAAUGCUUCCUAAUCUUUGUGUGACUGUCACCUUAAAUAUAUGUGCUGAUGAUCCUCUUGUAACUGGUUGGACAUGCCUGCCAGUCUUCCUCAGUCCAACCACACACGUCUGAAUUAUUCAUGAAGUGCCUGAAAUUUUUAAGAUUAUCCUGUAAUUCACAAAAAUGCAGGAGUGAAAGGAACUUCAAUUUAAAAAUUCAGAAAUGUCAUCUGUUUCUGCUUUCUUGAUAAUAACUUGGUGAACCCUCAAAUAUAAUUUGAAAUCCCCAUGGUUGAGAACGCUACCCUUAAAAAUUAAUUAGAUUUUCUGCUCCAUUAAGCACUGUAGAGUUUGAAACUCAUCAGAAACGAUUUGAUAAAGAGAAUCUAGGUACAAAGGCUGUCAUCAUGUCACUUUCACUCACUGCCACUCUGUAAACUAGGCAGUAGGGUAGUAGCUAAUUUUCAUUAUUAAUGUACUGUCUUUUUGUUUUUGAUUAAUCCAUUUAUUGUUUAGUUUAUAAAAUAACUGAAAAUAGUGACAGAUGUCACAUCAUAGUUUCCAAAAUGAUAUCUGUCUUUUUCCAAAAACCCAAAGAUAUUGAAUUUACAAUAAUGCGAAACAGUGACCUACAGAAUCUCUCACAGUUAGGAAUCAGGAAACUGGGAAUAGUUGGAAUUUGCUGCUUGAUAAAUGACUUAAGUGGACCUUAAACUCUCUUCAUGGCCCGAUGAAUAAGUAUCGAUGCUCAAAUUCAAACUGGCACUUUAUAUUUUUAUUUGUUUUAAUUUCUGAUCCGCUAAAGACAAAGGGUGGCCAGUAUGAAUAUUUUUUUCUGUUUAUUUUGUUAGUUUCAAUUGAACUCAGUGGCCUGUAUCAUAGGGUAAUUUCAACUUGGUCUAGUUCUUCUUGGAUUACCUGGCUUAUCCAACCCUAACACCGGCCACCUCGAAUCACAAAGCUGCUCGUGAGCAUUCGGUUAACUUUGCAUUUCUCAAAUGCCAGUGAGCACAUGUUCAUGUGAGUAAGGCACAGUUGUUAACUGCAAAACCCUCAGUGGAAUGUUUAAUAUGAAGUGAGAUAAAACGUGAAUUAUGAUACGCACUUUUAGUAUUUUUUGUUUGUUUUUGUCUGACAAUGAACAAACUAUUAUGAAUACAUAUAAAAAAAAAGGUCAAAAUCGUAGAAAUGUAUCAUGUUCUGUUGCCAAAGUGGGAAGAAGGGGAGAAAAACUAACUAACAACUGAUAUGUUGUGUCUUAUCAAAAUGUUUUUUUAUUCAUUCAUACUCAUUAAUAGUAUGUUUAUUGUGGAUAAAUAUUACUAUUUAGUGUUUUUUUUUUGCACUCAUCACAAAGUUGCCUUGUGUCGUUCUGAACUGUGGUGACAGAAUAAGAUGUAAAAGCAUUGACACUGUCAGAAUUCCCCUUAGGAAUUCAAGGUACAUUGUGCAGUUAAAUAUGUAUACAGCCAUCCUUAUGCAUUCAACAACUUAAACUCUCCUCCGCCUGUUACUAGCAAUAUUUUAAAAUGAGAUCUGAAAUGGAGACACUUGCCGCCUUAUUGUAAACUCAUUACUUUUGUCGCUGUCAAGGUCCUGUACGGAUGAUGACUCAGUUUCUUCACUGACCUGACUGGUUGGUUGUCAGCUAAUCUCACUGAUAAUCUCACUUUGUGCUCAAGGCCAAUGGUUGUGUAUCUGUCUAAAGUAGAGCAACAGCAAUAUCAUUUGCCAAAUAAGCCAUACAGACUGAACACUUCAGUCACGUUUAGGUCUCUGUGAGUGACAUAAAUUCAGCUUCUGACUGACAGUGUGAAGUAAAACAAAAAGAGCAGCGACAGAAGGGUAGAUGUCGAGCAAUAAAGGUUUGAUUCAAACUCUGGACACUGUGAGCACCUUGACCAACCGAGCCAGCAGUCUUUCCAGUAUUACAAAGUGUUUCUGACCUCUCCAGAUCACUGAGAAAUAUGUAAAUAUUGUGCAUCAACUGCUCAUUAGGCAUGAAACUAUCCAGCAUUUGCAAGGUCGUGUUUGGUGUUGAAUGGUACUCCAGUGACUCGGCAAAUCUGUUGGCUCUCCCAGUCAGAAUAAAAAAAGAGUAUAUUUUUUGACAGUUACAUAGAGUCUAUCGAGAUAAUUUUACUGUACUUUCAGUGUGUUUAAUUGUAGUUUUUAUACAGAGUACUCAUUUAUUAAGGUUUCAGGUGAAGGUUUUUAUAAUUUUGUAUUUCAUGAAAAUUUAUGGCAAUAGUUUCAUGUAUAACAUAUGAAUGCUGUAAAAUGACAUUUUAAGGAUCCGUCAGUGAGUUAUUUUCUUAAAAUGUGUCUGAUUUCAGAAAUUGUGAGAAUUCAUGUCUAAAUUGACAUGGACUGAUUGAACAUAAUCACUUGUUAAUAGUAAAUCCAUCGUAAAACAGUAUUUUACUGUAUUAAAUUUUUGUGUGAUGGCUGAAUAGAUUGAUCUCAUGAUAUAAAUCUAUGCAAACAAUUAGCAAUUCUUGAAAUAUGAUCCAUGAAUGAGGCAGUUGGAUGUUAAUGUGAAAUGUGUGAAAUGCUCGAGUACAUUGUUUACUCUUGUUAUUUGGUACAACGGAUUUGACUUGAAUGGGAAGAAAACAUAGUAUUUCAUGCUACAAUAAGAUAACGGUAAUACAGCAUUAAUCAUUCACAAACAUUAUCUUAUCACUUAGCAGUUUAUUGUCAUUCUGUAGUGAAGUUUGACCUCUGUCAUUGUUAAUAAAAUGUUGAUGAUAAA
Molecule: messenger RNA, 4829 nt
Organism: Acanthochromis polyacanthus (spiny chromis)
Lineage: Eukaryota; Metazoa; Chordata; Actinopteri; Pomacentridae
Product: sodium- and chloride-dependent GABA transporter 2-like
Exons: 15
Coding region: 214-2001 (595 amino acids)
Biological process (GO): sodium ion transmembrane transport
Cellular component (GO): membrane
Source: RefSeq, a predicted model, not a curated record